AUGGCUGCUCAACCAUCUGCGCCACCCAGCUAUAGCGAGAGUGUACAACAGAAUCAAGGUUACCCAGGCUACCAGCCCACAUAUGGAACCGUCAACACUCAGCAAACAGGACCAUAUCAACAAGGAGGCAUGCCAUACCCUCCAGCGGGGGCUUAUGAUCCCAACAAGGUAGCAGGGGCUUACAAUCCGGGACCGUAUCCACCUCAGGGUGGUUAUCCUCCCCAGCCCGGCUAUCCGCCACCUGCAGGAGCUGUUCCACAGUACAGCCAGGCUCACACAACCCACACAAAUGUUCAUGUACAUCCCACACAGUCGGUCGUGGUUGUGGGAGGCUGUCCAGCGUGCAGGGUGGGUAUUCUCGAAGAAGACUUCACCUGCCUCGGAGUUUUGUGUGCCAUCCUUUUCUUUCCCUUGGGAAUUCUUUGCUGCCUGGCCCUGCGACAACGACGCUGCUCUCACUGCGGAGCUGUCUUCGGCUAA
Candidula unifasciata is the source of this 480-nucleotide messenger RNA. NCBI's taxonomy places the organism in Eukaryota, Metazoa, Mollusca, Gastropoda, Stylommatophora, Geomitridae. The record is from the annotation of a GenBank genome assembly.